UUUUCUUCAAUUUACAGAUAUUUUAUUUAAUCUAAAAAAAACGAAAAGCUUAUCCAUAUUUAUGAGCUGAUUAUUUAAAACAAACAAACAACCACUUAAAAAAUGAGUGAAAUUAGCGCUCUAUUACGUGAAUUUAAAUUAAAUGAAGACAAUGCCAAUGAUCAAGAUAAUGAUGAUGAUGAUGAGAAUGAACUUGACGAAGAAAAUGAUGCAUUACAAGAAACAAAUAGUUUAGAUGAAUUUCAAAAUAGUCAAGAAUGCAAAGAAUUAAAUCCACUCUAUCUACCAGAUAAUUAUGAUAUGCUUCCAGAAUCAUUUGACCAGUCAACAUUUCCACAAUCUUAUCAAGAAAAUAAUUUAAAAGAAGCAUAUCUUAUAAAAUAUUGUGAAAAUUUUUGUCGACAAUAUGCUCAUCUAUGUCCUGAUCGUACAAAAUUAUUCAUUACACCAAUGAAUGAAUGUAAUAUACCGAAAUUUGUUUGUACUACAUUGAGUAAAACAUAUUUAAAUUAUACUGAAUUAUAUGAAUGGUAUGGUGCAGCUAAAUUUGUGGCGGAUUUUCUUAGCUUUGUACCAUUGUUACCCACUACUGAAUUGCCUAAACGAUUAUUAAGUCCAAUGACUACAGUGAAUUUACAAAAAGGCACAUGUUUUGAAUAUGCGACAUUGUUAUGUUCAUUAUUGAUUGCAGCUGGUUAUGAUGCUUAUGUUGUUAGUGGUUAUGCCACAAGAGAAUGUUGUUAUAUGGAUGAGACUAGAGAACAAUGUCCAUAUCUACCUACUGAUGAAGAUGACCUCAAUGAAACUAACAAUACUGGGAAUAAUGAUGAAUCUAAGCCAGCACGAUAUGUUAUGAAACCAGCGAAAGAUUUAGCAUCCAAGUAUGAACAGACCAUGGCGUUGAGAGAUGUACAGUCGGAAGCGGAACGUGUGAAACAAGCAAAAAUCACAGCACAACGUGCAGAAGAAGCAAUGUAUAAGCCAGCGGUGGAUCCAUUAUUUGCGCUUAGAAUACAUGCAUGGGUUUUAAUAUUACCAGGGAAACGUGAAGUACCUGAAGCAUUUUUCAUUGAAUCACUUACAGGUUUAUCGAAACCAUUAGAUUGUUCAAUGUAUUUAGGCAUUGAAAGUUUAUGGAAUAAUCAAAAUUAUUGGGUAAAUAUGCAAGAUUGUUCAACUGGUAUAUCACAUUUAAAUUAUAAUCUCAAUGAUAGUCAAUAUUGGGAAUAUUUAUUACCGGAUGAUAGUUUGUCUAUUCGUCAAAAAAAAUUUUCAACUAUUCAACAGUCAGAUAUGUUUAAUGUGCCUAAUAUAGUAAGCCAGUCAAUAUCACCUUUAUUAAUGAAACCUAAUUCAGUACAAUCAAAAAUUAAUCCUUAUAAUCCUAGUAAUAAUGAUUCUCUUUGUCUAAUUGAUAGUACACAUCAAACACGUGGAAAAAUACACAUUGAACCAAUCGAUAAUUUACAAGAGAAACCAUUAUUAUUAGAUUUACCGCCAACAUGGACUUUACCAAUUCAAAUUGAACGUGAAUUAUUUCAAUUACGCUAUCCAAAUGGUUUUAAAAAGAAACAAUAUAAAUAUUCAAUUGUAGAACAUUUUGCACCAUAUUCACAAUCGGAUGGUUUAAUUUUAAGAUUAACCAUUUUUAAAGAUCGUGAAUUAACUACUCCAAUUGAAGUAAGAGAAACUUAUGCAAAUCGUAAAGAUAAAUUAAUCAAUCGUAAUAUAAUUUUAAGUACUAAUUGGAUAGUUGAUAAAUUUGAUCAUGGUCGUCAAUCGAGUCAUUUAGCUGAACAUGGUUAUUAUAGAACACAACAAAGUUUACGUGCUAUACGUUAUAUGAUAUUUUAUCAUGAUGCUCGUGUGGAUGGUUUGUAUAAACGUGAACAAACAACUGAUACAAUGAUUGAACAUUUCAAAGAUAGACAAGAUCGUCUUUAUUAUCGUGAAGUACAUUUUGGUGAACAAAUUAAGAAAUUUGGCCCAGCACCAACACAGUAUAAAGAAAAUCUAGAUGCUUUCGGUUUAUCUACAACUAGUCAAUUGAAUAUUGAUAAAAUCAUUGAACGAUUUACACGUAAUGAAGAUGAAGAUGCAGAUGAAGAUGUUGCUGAAAGAAUAUUUAAUAUAGUCGAAGAGAAAAUCUCUCUUACUUAUCAUAUUAGUAAAGAACGUAUUGUACCAUGUACAAGAGAGUUUAAUAAACCUCCACCUUCAGAUGAACGAAGAGAUGGUAUCCCAUUUUAUCCAGAUACGCAUACAUCAUUUGAAGUGGAUUUAUUUGCUGAACCUAAAACACAAGUUGAACUUUAUAAUAUGCUUAUUAAUUUAAUGGCCGAAGAAGAGAAAUCCAAAGAAUUAAUUCACAAGUCAGAAUUUGAAAUCCAAUCAAUAUUGAAUGAACGUACAACAGAAGAUUUACAAGUCAUCUUAGACAUUGAUCUCUUUGAUACACUACGUAAUGUAGAAGCACAAAAAUUACGUAUAGAAUUAGAAAGACUCGCUGAAAUUGAACGAAAUCGUGCUAAAGAAGUGGAAUUCGAUUAUUUGGGACCAUAUUUAGCACAAAUUGAAAUAAUCAAUAAUAAAUUGACAUUUGAACAAGCAAUCACAGUUCGUAAUGAAUGCUUGCAUGAUUUUAAACAACGUUUAAUCAAUAAAGCUAAUAUUAUUCAAUCACGUUUAGAGAAAGAAACUGAUAAUCUUCUGAAAAAACAACAAUGGUAUCAUUUGAAUCAAAUGAAUUUAACUAAAGAAGAUGAACAAGCCUACUUACUUUAUUGUAAUGAAGCAACAUUUAAAAUUCAUACAUUAGAAUCAUCCUUAUCAUGGCACAAAUUAACAGCACCACAAAAAUAUAUGGAUUUAGAGAAGAAAUUGAAAUCUGAUCCAAGAUUGUCGGAAUUAUUAGUGCAUAUUAAUUAAAUGUAAUGAGAUGAUCAAUUAUUGAA
Schistosoma turkestanicum is the source of this 2954-nucleotide messenger RNA. NCBI's taxonomy places the organism in Eukaryota, Metazoa, Platyhelminthes, Trematoda, Strigeidida, Schistosomatidae. The record is from the annotation of a GenBank genome assembly.